Tigriopus californicus is the source of this 3054-nucleotide messenger RNA. RefSeq lists its product as uncharacterized. The coding region runs from base 26 to 2989 and encodes 987 amino acids. The record is from RefSeq and is a predicted model, not a curated record. The transcript has a single exon. NCBI's taxonomy places the organism in Eukaryota, Metazoa, Arthropoda, Copepoda, Harpacticoida, Harpacticidae.
CGUGCUGAAUGGACUGACCGCAUUGAUGGGCGGGUCACGCCUGCAUUCAAAUGACAGACAUCAAAAAUACAUAUACAUAUAUGAUUCAGAUCUUGCUAGCCUCUCCGUUCGCCUUGUCAGAACCGCCAUUUUCGUGACAGUUGACUUAUUUUUGCAGAUGGAGGCCGAGGUCGAGAUCCCCGUGUUGGAUCCCGACUUCAGAACCCGAUCCGUGCCCAGUUUGCACGCCAUGGCCAUGCGUGUGUAUCUUCGAUUUCUGGAGGAUGAAGUGGCCUCCUACAUCUCGUUGGUUCAUUUGGAUUCGCCCAUCUGGAACCCGGUCAAGGAGCGUCUCUUGGCGGCGUUGAAGACCCAUAUCGACCGGCAAGUGUACGGAUACCGGAGUGCCAAGAUUCGACGGGAUCUGUUGGCCGAGGUCUUGGGCGGCCGGAUUCCCAACCCGCGCAAUCGAAACGCCCAUUUGUGUGUGGAUACUCUGCGCACGCAUUCGCCGCUGGAUGACGAUGAUGAGACCACGCAAGGGAUCGAACAGAUCAAGCAAUUCGGCCGUGAAUGCUCGAGUCCGUGCUGCACGGGUGCUUUUAUCGUCGAGGUGAUGAUGGCUGUGAUCCUGAACGAAGAUGUGGAGAGCAUCGUGUUUCCCGAAAACCUCAAGUCCAAGAUCUAUAGGAAGAAACCCAUUCGGAGCUUCUUGUUCUUCGACAUGCCCUCGGUGAUGGUCCAUUACAUUCAGCGAUUGGACCAAGCCCGGAAACAACCUGCCUUGCGCCAUUUGGCCUUCUUCGACUUCAACUUGGGCACCAUCGACGGACAAUUGGUCCAUGAGCGGAUCCUGAAGGCCUUCGGUGAGACCAAGUUGUACUACAAUUUCCCGUGGAAGUUCUCCGGUAAGCUCUCACGAGCCAGUACGGACUUCAUGAUGCUCACCCUAAGCAAAUUGUUCAGUCGUCCCAAGAAUUAUUUCCGCCAUCUCACCUCGAUUCGGUUGUCCUCGGAGUGCAUCAAUGUCAGAUUAAACAUGUACGGAGAUCGAGGUGGACCCGCCGCCAUUCAGCUCAUGGCUGGCAUAGCCUAUUCUUGCCCGGUGCUCGAGACUCUGGACCUGUCUUCCGUGGCCUCCCUGAGUCCGGAGUGUCUAGUGUAUCUGUUCUUUCAAGACACGUUCUCCACCCUACACAAGUACAUGUACUUGCCUUCCUUUCUGGUCUCGAAAACCGGAUCAGUGUACCAUGAUCCUGAGUGGGGUAGAGAUAGCAUGUGGAAACACGAUGGAGUCCGAUAUUGCCCGUGGUGUGAUGAUCCGGCCACGAAGAAUAUGGUGCGUAAAGGUUGCGAGUUCGACGUGAGCGAGUCCUUGUAUGUGAUCGACGAUCGAUUGUACAACUACGUCGAGUAUGUCCGUGGGGACGAGACCAUGGAGGCCAGUUCAUCCCUCCUGAGAGCUAGUCAUUUCUUGUUGUAUUGUGUCAAGGCUUCGGAACUCGUUCGGGCCUUGACUGAUGAUUCGUUUCAACUGACUCGGCCUGCUGAAGAUUCGGAGCGAUCACACUCGCCCGACGACCCGGAAAGCACUCCUAGUGUGGAUUGGUCCGAGGAUGAGUCUGAGGACGAAGGUGUCACGUUUCCAGAAGUGGGAGCCAGGUGCGAGUAUCAAAGGAAACCUCACGGUGAGAAUGGGACCAAGUCAGCAUUAUGUUCAACAUUGAAGGCGUUGACCUUGCCGAUGGAUAUCGUGGAUUCGAAGAAGUGGGUCAUUCCCCUCAUUUUGAGAGCGGUUCCACAACUUCAAUCCUUGGGUGAUUGUUCGGUGUACGAUGGACUUCGAGUGGCUCAGAGCCUGGGAAUUUCCAUCACGGAAGAAGAUUCCCAGCAAUUGAACUUGGAAGAAAUCAGUUUGAGCUUCGAAGACGCUACGUUGUAUCGAGUCAGAGAGGGUAUGGUGCGUUGUGUCAAGAGUUUGAUUUCCAAGCAUCCUCAUUGGUCCAAUUUUGUGUCGGUCAGUAACAACCCAUUCUCAAUGACAAACUGGAUCGAAAACGACACCGACGAGGUGCUGGGCUUCCAGGAGUUCCUUGAGAUCAAACAACGUUGGGAGGCACAAGUCAAAACCGUCGUGGCCACGGCGCCCAAGUUGAAGAAGAUCAAGCUGUCCAUUCAAAGCGCCAUCUUGCUCAACCAAGAUCGAUUCAUCUGGGAGGAUCUGCUCCAUUUGGACCAUUUGAGAGAAUUGCACAUCUACUCAUCCUCCUGGACAGACACUCUGGGGAUCCUAGAGCUUCUGGGCCACAAGAUUGAGGUCCUCAACCUCAUGCUCAACACCCCGACCUCUUUGCUAGAUGACGUCAUCUCCAGCAUGGAAUACAUCAACACCGUCCCGUAUCUGUGCCCCAAUCUGCAAGAGGUCCAUCUCGGCCAUAUCCCAGGAGAUUAUGCCCAUUCCUUGUGUUCCAAUCCUCUAUACGAUUGUGCCACGAGCUAUCAGUUCCUGUCCGUCUUCGAAGCAUCCGGGAACAUGACCUUGGACGCGUUCCAAUUUCUGUGGACCCGAGCCAAGCUCAUCCAGAGCGUCAAAGUGGCCGGGAAGAUUGUGAUCUCGACCUCGAGCUCGGCGAGAUCAUUCGAAGCGGUCACCUUCACCAAAGAUCGGAUUGAACACUUAUUCAACCUGAAUCCCAUGUUCGGACUCAAAGUACUGGAUAUACCCAUGGUGUUCUCGUCCAUCGACUCGGCCCAACUCUUUCUGGAUUAUCUUCCUACAGACAUGAGCCUGAUCUCGAACUUGACCGUGAAGGUCAACAUUCCCGAGACUUUGGAAGGUGAGCCCUUCAGUGAAGUCGUUUCAACCGUUUUGGGGCGAAUGGCUGCAUUUAAGCGGGAUUGUGGAUUACGUCGUGGCGAAGUGGUUUGGAAUUGGAAACGUGAGGGCGUUCUCACCAUUCUACUCCAACAGCAAAUGAUGCUGCCCGUUUCCGAGCUCGUGGAUCCCUGAGGCCUCAGCAUCACAAUAAUACAAUACUUAAGGUUUUGAGGAAUAUAUAUAUAUAUUGAAACAUA